Messenger RNA from Formica exsecta, 8991 nucleotides. RefSeq names its product telomere-associated protein RIF1-like. Gene Ontology annotation, biological process: telomere maintenance. Bases 608 to 8572 code for a protein of 2654 amino acids. The transcript has 15 exons. The record is from RefSeq and is a predicted model, not a curated record. Lineage: Eukaryota; Metazoa; Arthropoda; Insecta; Hymenoptera; Formicidae. Gene Ontology annotation, cellular component: nucleus.
UUCACGAAUGAACGCUUGCAUCUCAGCUUACAUGCAUUGCAAGCUUAUCUUUAUCUUCUCUCGCUUCUUCCCGCUAAAAUGAGAACGCUGAUCGAAGGAGAUGUCUAUAAUGGUGAGAGAGACGAGAACGCGAGCGCCUUUGUAAACUCCGGUUGGCGCGCGAAGCUGAUCGGCGUGCGGCAAAACAAACGCGAAUUUACUUUUGUUUGUCGACGGAAAACUGCGGAAAGAAAACAAUAGCCGGGGAGGAAAAAGACGACGUGUUUGUGAACCGUGUAUGAUAGAAGCGCGACGUUGUCCGUACGGGUCACACAAACGUGCCAUUUGCGCAAUUUGCGACGCGGAAGAGGAUUCUCUCUCUCUCUCUAUCUCUCUCGUGGGACAGAACGGUGGUUAAGCUUCGUCGUCGAUCGUGUGUCGGACAUAUUCAUUCCGGGCGCGAAAAUUUUUUUAACGCCGAGACGAGAAAAUCUUGUCGCGCGACGCUUACUCGAAACGAUUAAAGGAGAAGAGGAGCGAGUUGUGCCGGUUCGUGCACGCGGCACGAAAUGAACGGUGAUCGGUAAUCGUCGCGAGAUAAGAAAGAAAGGAAGAAAGACGCGACGAGAUGGCCACAAUAACGAGCACGACCUUCCCGAGAAUGUUGAAGAUAUUGCGGGAAAACAAUAAUGUCAAGGAAAAGCGCGAGGUUUUAACCUAUAUCUCCAGUCAAGCUAAAAAAUUAGAAUCAAGUGGUGCUAUUAAAGAAGAGCGCUACAAGGAGUUGUGCAGGCUGAUCAUAGAAGCAUUUACAAAACAUGAGGGAAUUAUGCAGAAUGAGGCAGUAGGUGCACUUAAUGCCAUUGUAAAAGAAUUCCAAGCGCAUCCUUUACAUCUUUUCGAAUCAAUGUUACAAACAGAUAAAAGGACAAGAUUAAAAAUACUUAAGCUAUUGGAGGUAGUGGAAGACAAUGCUAUUUCUGCAGCUGCCAAUGAUGGACAGGCUUUAAAAUUUUUUAAAGAUUGUAUGGAUAAUGUGCAACCUAAUUUAAUGGAAUGGUUAACACCAACAGCAUGCGUAGAUAAUUUGCAAAUGUUGACAAAAGUUGAACAUCAACUCUUAUCAGAUGAACAAAAACUAGAUGAGGAUACAAACAGUUAUGCGCUUAUUCUUUUGAGAAGAUUGUACAGAUUGGCUGCCAUAACAUUUGAUCAAAAUGUUCAGAGGUUUGAUACAUUACUAAUGGAGAAGAUUAUAAUACUGGCCUACAUGGGACAUAAGCGUCAGCGUGGUCCUGCUUUGAAAGUUUUGCAGCAAGCUAUUGCAACUAACUCGUCAUCACGUAUUCGUAAAGAUUAUCCUGAUUUAUGGGCACAAUAUAAGACUAAUUUACAAUCCACAUAUUGUAAACGUAUGUUGCUAUUAGUAGCAGCGUGUGAUCCAGAUUGGACUAUUCAAUGGAAUACUACUAUCCAGUUCCUUGGUACUGAUCUUCAUCGUGGUGCUAGCCUCAUAAAUAAUUUGCUGAGUGUUGAGGAAAAAGCCUUCAAGUCUACUGAUCCUAUUACACGAAGACAAGCUUUCCUCUCAUGGAGAUUGUUGAUUGACAAUUUUGCUUUAGAUCAUCAAGAACUCGCCACUGCUAGAAGAAUAAAGUUACUUUGUAUUCCAUUGAACACUAAGAACAGUAAAACCGAAUUAAUUGCAUUAACAAAAUUAGAAGUUUGGUGGCAUUUAAUUAUUAAAUUGUAUAAAGAUAUUGCAAAAUUUGCUACUCCUGUUAUCACGCAAUUUCUAAACUAUUGUUUUGGACCACUUGGGGAUACACCACUGCUUUCUUCCAAAUUUGACGUUGUUGCCUCUCCGGGCAAAAGAUUUUUUAAGACAAAAAUCGUUGCUGUGGAUGCUUUGUGUCAAUUAGUUAUCACAAAGGAAGAUCUCUUUGCAGUUUGUGCUCCAAUGUUAGAAGAAAGACUUUCUCAUGCUAUAUCUGAUGAAGUGUUUCAAGAAUGUUCUAAAAGCAUUAUUCACAGUGUGGGAGAAGCCCUACUCAUUCUCGGCCAACUUACAGAUCAAGAAAUGAAAUAUCGUUUUCAGCUUGGUAAAACAUUGUGGGCAAACUUGAUGAUAUACAUAAAGAAUAUAAAACUUGAGAUAAAGGACCAUCUGUAUAGAGAUGUGAUACUAGUCAUAACUGAAUUGGGAAACCAUAUAGAUAAGAUUAUGGUAAAAGAUAUGAUCUUCAAUGUAAUUUUACCAGAUGUUAAGCACAUUAUUGAGAAAGCUGAAUUUCAUGAUAACACAUUGCCAGAAUUGGUAUUAAAACUUUUAUCACCGCCACUACUUGAUGAAGUGUCAAAGUAUAUCUUAGACCAUAAUAGCGAUGCAAUUAAGUGCCUUCUGGAGCGAUGUUUGAGCCCAGAAUUUACAUAUUCCUCAGGUGUGCUUGGGUUUCUGGAAACAAUAAUCGAAAAUCUAAAAUCAAUGAUUGAUGUACAUAAAAAUAUGACAGUUUACAUCGAAUUAUGGUCUAUAAUAGUGCAGAUAUUAACAAAAUAUAUGACAAACUGUGAAGCUAUAAAUGAAAAUGAAUAUAAUUUUAAAACUGUCAAAUUGGUUUUAUCACUUCCACUUCGAUAUACAUGUCUGGAAAAUCUUGAGCAGAUACAAAAUCAAGCAAAGGUAUGGAAAGCUUUAUACAAACAAUACGAGUUACAAUCAGAUUCAAUAAGUGCAGUGAAAUCAAAUGAAAUCUUACUGGAUACUGCAAAUAUAAUGCGGGAAUGUUUAAAUACAAAUAAAAAUUGUUGUUCUUUUAUUGUAAAUUGCUUAGAUGCUUUAUUGAGCACCCUUGAUUAUGAAUCUUUGUUAGCUCAAGAUGAAAUUCCAUCCAUUGUACAACUCAUACUAGAUGUUAUAACAAUUUCGUUUAAUAAUACACAAAAUCUUAAUUCUGAAAUAGCUCUGAAAAUGUUAUCAGCUAUGCUUAUUACUGUAUAUGGACACAGUCCACAAAAAGUAAUAUCAUAUCUGCAUAGUUGUAAAUCAGUGAUCAAACUUAUACUUACAUCGCAAAUAAAGGCACUUUUUAAAGAGGUUGCAAGCAUGUGGGAGUAUAUAGUUAGUAUUUUUAAAGGACUUAAUAAACAAUUGAAUCACGAACUUUUAUCGUCGUUCAAAGAAGCAAUUAUAAUUGCAAUGAAUCAUCCUAACCCAGCUCUAAAAUCUUUGACACAAUCUAUUUUUGAAGUUCAAGAUUGCUUGGAUAGUACCGCUAAGUGCAUUUUAGAUGAUAUAAAAGAAACAAUAGAGAAAUCACAUUCAAAAUCUGAUAGUAUUACAAAGAAGAAAGUAGAAGCAGAACAAACAAAAGAGAUACGUAUAGCUGGGAGUUUCUUGAAUAGAAAAUCUGCUAAUAUAAAAUCAGUAUCCAGUAAACCACCAGAAAAGAAUGAUAAAAAUACGCUUAUACUACCUGAACCUGAUUCGCAAGAUUAUGUGUAUAUAAAAACAGAUUUGAAAUUUGAUGUUAAUCGUUUGACUGAGCAUCAAAAAGAAAGUUUAAAAAAGAAAAGAGAAGAUAUACCAGCGUUAUAUAAUGAUCUUUCUCAAUCGUCCUCACAAAAUUCUCAGAACUUACAAGAAUGGUUUGACAAAGUCAAACAUAUUAACGAAACAGAUAAAACCAAUAAUAGAAAGAGCGACACUAUAACUCAAAAACUUAUCGAUAAUGACGCCAACAAGGAAAAUAAGAUUAUGCAAACAAAGUCUGCUAAUGUGGUAGAUAAAGUAGUUGAUACCCAUAGUAGCGAAUUGGAUGUAAAUAUUGAAGAAAAUAUCACUGAUACUAAGCAAAAUGAAGAUUCAAUGAAAAAAGUUGAGACAGUGGAUUCUAACGAAAAACAAGAAGAAAAUACGGAUAUAUCGAAACAAACAAAUUUGGCUACACAUACAGCAACUUUCAGUGAACAAAAUACUGCAUCAAAAAUGGAUGAAGAAAGGGAUGCUAAAAUCACAAUAGCAUCUAUUACAAAAAAAUUAAAUUUUGAAUCACGAGAGGAAUUUCCUGAAGAUAAAAUGCAAGAACGACAAUCAUCUCCUUCGAUGUUAGAUAGUAUCAAACGACGACAUCGUAAUAGCAUAACAAAAUUAAAUUCAUCAUUAAAAAGUGAUGAAGCUGUUGAAAGUCAAAAAGAUCUAAAUGCGACAAAUGUACAAAGAACGCUGAGAAUGAAGAUUGCUCAGGAAAAACCUGGUACAAGUAGUAAACAAAAGUCAGACGAUGACAUUGAUAUUAAAGAAAAUUCUAAUGAAAAUAAGAAAGGUACUAAGCGUAAAUACAUGUCGGAUACUGAAUCGGACGGAAUCAUACAACGUCGAAAGCGAAAAGGUUUUAAUGACGAUAAUGGUGAAACAUCACGAGGCAGUGACUCCUUGGACAUAGAUAUGGACAAUGUGAGUCAACGUGUGAAAAAUGAAAUGACUCGUUUAAAAAUCGACAUGGUAUUUGACUGUCCUGUGGUCAAUCGUCGUCGAUCUAAACAUUCGGAUGAAGGAGAAAAAGAAACAAUACAGGAAAUUGAUGCAGGAAAGAAACAUGGAUUAAGGAAAUAUGGGACACCUGACAAUAAGACUUUUAAACUGAAGUCUCUAGAUGCGAAAUUUGUAGAAGGAUCAAAAAGAUUUCCAAAAACGCAGGAGAAGAAUACAAAAGAUGCAGAUGAUACAGAUCAAGGAGUAUUUAAAAGACGAGGUAGAAGAAGUACAAGACAGGAGUCUAAUAAGAAUGAUUUAGACAUUAAUAAAGAAGUUAAAAAAUCCAGUGAUACUAUUGACAAGGUACCUGAAUUGAAAAAUUCGGACACAGAUAUGACAGACAUAGUUCCAACGUCCAGCCAAGCAAUACAAGAUAUUGUAAUUAAUAGAGCUCAAGAUGAAAGACCUGAUGCAGAUAAUUCUAAAUUUACCAGUUCGAAUGUAGAGUCCUUAGAAUUUACUGAAUUAAACAAACAGAGUCAGGAUGAAGUUGAAGAUUUUGUAGAAAGUUCACAAAUUCCUAAUAUUGAUGUAAAAUUAGAUAAAAUAUGUGGCGAGAAACAGUGUUUUAUUAAAAUUAAUAAAAUGGAGAAAGUUCAAUCUAUUAAAGCUCCUGAUAUGAUUAUGGAAAAAAAUUAUGUACCUGAAUCUAUCUCCAUGGAUUGUGACGAUAAUGUUGUACCUGAUCCAUGUGAACAAUCGAAUGAAGCUAAUCCUAACAAUAAUACAGAAAUGAACGAUGAAGGAAAUAAAGAUAAAGAUAGUAUAAGUAAAGACUUGAUUCAGGAAACUAAUAGUUCCAAUAUAAAGAUUAUAAUCCCAGAAGAUCAGAAGACAGUCGAUAAUUCGUCAUCGAUCAAAUCUACAAGUGUAACUAGUUUUUCUUCGCCGAAAAGCAGUGUUAAAGUAUUUUCUAAACUUAAACCAUUCACAGGACGUGCUGCUCAUAUGCUAGGUUUAGUUACAAAGCAAGCACAACUCGAAGGUGACAAUCCAGCUAUUGUAUUAGAGGAUGAAUCAUCUUUAAAAAAAUUAAAAUCCAAGGAUGCAGAGAAUGAUACAAGUAAAAAGACUUUAGCAAUUAAAGAGAUCGAUAAAAUAGGCGGACCUUCUGGCAGUCGACAAGAAAAGAUUUUCAGCAAUAUGAGAUCAGCCGAUUAUUGUAUAUCUCCAUCGACACACACAUUUACUACUUUGAAAAACGAUGGCGAGAAACUUUCAUUUAAACUGGACAAGAAUACAUCAGACUAUUUAUCAAUGGAAAUUUCAGUUGACAAAGGAAACGAAGGAAAUGCAUCAUCUUUAUGCGAAAAAGACGAUCUACCAAUAUUGGAAUGGUCAAGCGCUAAUCCACCUUCAUUAACCGCAUCACCGAGUGCUAGUAUUCUUAAACGUCAACGAUCGAGCGUACCAGAACCGGAUCUAGAUUCUUCAACUCCUAACAAGCGAAAACGAGUGAGCUUUGCAGAUCCACCAGUAUCAAAAGAAAUGGGUUAUGAAAUAUCAAAUACAGAAUUUCCACAAAAAACUAACAAAUAUUCUAUAGCACGUAGCCCCAUACCAAGAAAGGAUUCUCCACUUAGGUUCAAACAGACCAAGCUUAAAUUUGUACCAAUAGAUGCAGAAAAAGUAAUAACUGAAAACGAUUCUCAAAAUGAAAGUGACACUGAAGCUGUUUUGGAAGCCGAGAAGAAAAAUGAGUCACUAAUAAGGAUAUCUGAAGCGAAUUCUGAAACUAUGGAUAUAGAUAAGCCAGUAUCUGGCGAUUUUCUAGAAAAUGAUAAUGUUAGCGAUAACGUUAGCGAUAACGAAGCAAAUACUUGCGCGAGAAUAAAAAUCGACGAAGAAUUAGGAAUAGCGCAGGAAAUUGAAAUAACUGCGGUUUCAAAUGCCCCUUCUGUCCCGGAAAAUCAACAGAUCUUAUCUUCUAAAGAUUCUGAGCAAAACCCUAUUGACACUGCAUCAAUGGACUGCGUGGGAAUAGAAGAUUCCGAAACGCAACAAGAUAUCUUUGACGGAAUGGAUACGACAAAUAAUAUUGCACCAAUCAAGAUGAAUAACGAUGACAUUAAUAUAUCCGUACAAAAUAAUUCGGUUGAUUCUAUUAAACUGAACGUGAUCAAUGAUUCUGUGAUAGCGGCUUUAUCUACCAAAGAUGACAAUACGACAAGUAUGGAAGAUACUGUAGAUAUCCAAAAUAUCACCGAAUUUAAUUCCACUGUAAAUACAGAUGAGAUAUUCUGUGGAAAGCUUAUACGUACUAGUACAGAGACAACGGAAAACGUAAUGGAACAGGAUACUUUAUCGGUAACGGACUCAAUAUUUGCGAGUUUACCGUUAACUCAAGAUUCUACUCAAAGCCAGGAGGCUCAGAAUAAUGUGGAACCUGAUCCCGAGCUUCUGGAUUCUACGCUGCCUAUUUAUCCAACAUUGUCAUCGUGUAUGGAGCCCAUCGACACUAUCAUUGAACAAUUGACUUAUCCUCUUUGGAAAAAGAAUUUGUGUACAUAUCUCGCGAAUAGAAGUUUGCACACAAUCGGUGAUUUUGCCCAAUUAUCGGAACGCGAAAUUAACAGAAUACCCGUGAAAGGUAAAUCAAAGACUGAAUUCGUGAAGAAAGUGUUAGAACAUUUUGAAAGUACAUGCAUGCUGCAAGCAGAAUCUUCUGAUAUCGAGUCGAAUGUUAAAGUACAAUCGCCGAUCAUACCGAUGGAUGAAACACCAAUUGUAUCAACCAUUGCUCUUUCGCUAUCUGUUGUCGAAACGGAAUCUGCGAUAGACGACAAUAAAUCCUUAAAUUGUAGUGUGUCGCUUAAUCAAUCUACCGGAGAUGUUUCCGAUAAUCUGCCAAGAGAAAUGUCACCUAUGGAAUGUUUGGAUAAAACAGAGUCUAUCAGUGAUAUGGAUAUUUCAUCGGAACCCAUAUAUUCUAAAAAUUCCAAUCUAUCAGUAUCAGAAAACGAACAGACAAGUGUGAAAGAACCAAUCACUGUUGAAAGUUCGUCUAAAACAUCCACAGAUAAUGUUAAAUCCGUGCCAAUUGCCUCAUCCUCCAAAAUCAUUACUGUGAGUGAAGUAGUAUCAUCUUCAAGUGCUAGCAUGGACACACCGAAAGGUCAUGCUAAAUCGUCAAAUGUAUAUGACGAACUUCUCAUUACGCACUCCUCCGUUGGCACUAAUACCGAGGAAACUGGUUCCGCGACGCCGAGUGUUCAAAAAGUCACAAAAUCCGUUGAGUCUCAGAUGGCGCUUGCGGAAUUAUUGGAUGAAAUUGAUGUAAAUCUGGUAUUAGAAAGCGCGGUCAGAAGAUGCAGUCCCGAGGCAAUUCUUUUACAAUACAAGGUAAAGAUGGCACAUUUGAAAGAAAAAGAACUAGUGAAGGAAACUAUUAGAAUGCUCGGUUUGCAAGACAAACAGCAAGUCAACGAUGCAUCGUUAAAAGCAGCCUGCCGUGCAUGUGGCGUCAAUAAAGUCCUCCUUAGAUUGCCCGACAUCUUCAGUUAUGAUAAACAGUUUUUUGAUAAGGUGCUUAAGGUAUAUAGUAAGAAACUUAGCAUAGCUGAUUGUUUGAACGUUUUCGAUUUUAAUCAAUUGAAAAGCGCAAUCUGUCAAAAAUGCACAUCGUCUGACCUCGUUGAGAUGCUUUCGGAAAAAUUGAAGCGAGAAGACCAAGACGGUAUCAAGCAACCCAUGACAGAAUUAUCUAGUUUGGACGCUAUGCUAAAAAGAUUGCCGAUGGAUGUGAUCAUUAGUCAUACUGUAGCGAACGAGGAGCUUAUUCCGGCGUCGGUAAUUCUGGACAUAGCUUUGCAGAAUAAUAGCUCGGGAGAUAUAGCGCAAGCAUUAAAGCAAUCCCCUGUUUUGGCUAGACGCAUCUUAGACAAACUGUGGACAUCUCAAUUUACGAUCGCGCAUAUCGAGAAUAGUGAAGUAUCCAAAGAGAGUUUGCUUAAUAUUUUUAAAAGCGUGUGCUCUAAACUGACCGCGCAAGAACUGCUACACGCGUAUCACGAAGCUAUGACAAAUAAGCUCAUCACAAAGAAAGAAAAUGAAUAGACUGGAUUAGAGAUUGAACCUAGAACUUAGAGUUCUAGGUUCAGUAUCAAAUAAUAUGACUGAUGUUUGUAGAAAUAUUGACGCGUCUCAUAUAUCCAGAAACUAGUUAUUCUCACACUUAUUUCAUUUCUAUAAAAUUCAUAAUUUGACUUAAUUAUGACAGUCAUGAAUGUUUUCAUUUGCGUCACGUAAUUAAUGAUAGCGCUUGUUCACUAUAUUUGUUUUGUAGUUGUUACCAUUGAUAUUUUAAUCAAUUUAUCUGUAAGUAUUCAUCAAGUUUAUUAAAUGAUAUAUUUGUCAUAAUUGUAAAACAUUGAUGUAUUAGAAGUUACAUUAAUCCUCGCAAUACCAAGCCAUGUUUCAUCGUAUAUGUUAUAUAGUGACGGGAUUAUUUAUAUCGUUAUACCUUUUUUUUUUUU